CACUGUUUGUUCGACGCUUAUUCCUCCCCCCCCGUCCACUUCACUCAUCCUCGCCUUUCGUCCUCCUCCUGCAACACCAGCAGCAGCAGAGCCGCUCUCUCUGUUCGACGAAUCGAGCCGCCUCCUCCUCCUCCUCCCCCUUCCCCUCGGCCGCCGUUGCCCUUCCUCCCCCCUUCCACUUCUUUCCUCCAUUUCGUCUUUCCUUGACAGCCUCCAGACCAACCGCAGCCUCGACCGGGUCGUGUCUGCGUGUUGUCCCCGACAAGCGCCCUUUCGUCUGCCGCUCUGGCUUUCUUCCUUCCCCCUCCCGCGCACAUGGGCUUCCGCUAAGCGCCGAUUUUGUGUCUCACAUCGAUAACGGGUCUCAUUCCUUCCUUGUCUGCCCUCCCUUCCUCCCUCUUACUUCCAAAGUUUCCGCACACUCGGCACGACGACAGAGACUGGGACGUCAAAGGACCACCCGGUUGUUUCUCAUCAUCACGCCCUCUCGACGACGACUCCCGAACCUCGACUCUUCUCUCGCCCGCCGCUGCCGUCGUGCCCUACUCGUCGAUCUGUCUUCCCCCAUCGCCUCAGCCUCGCGAGGAGCGGCUCUCGAGUCGCCUGCCCUCGCUCUCUCGGAGCCAGCCUCGGCCUGGCCUCACCCGCGUCACGUCGAUUGACGGGAUCCAGCAGCGCUGUCCACUUGUCCUCGGCCGACCGACCGACUCUUUCUCAACGUCCGCUCCUUCUUACACAGCGUCGCUUUUUGCUUCAGUCCCUCUCCACAGAGCCGUUCUAUUUUUAAUCCCACCCGCACCGACCCCCCGUCAGCCCGGGUGUAAGAUCUGGACCGACACUGCUGGCGCCGUUGACCAAGAGCCCCCGUUGACUGGGGUCAGGAUCAACGACGCCGCCAUAACGCCAUCCAGUCCUCGCGUAAUCAUGCCGUCCGCCACAGCCCGGCGCAUGUACGAGGAUCAAAUACCGUCCUUCAUGUCAGUGUUUGAUCUUGACGCUGAGACCAUGGCCGAUCGCGACACCGUGACUGUUGUCGACCCGAAAAUGGUCACGGUGGAAUCCAAGGCGCAUGUUCUUGCGAACACAUCUUCCCAGAUUGACCUGAACACUGGCUCGAUACCCCCCGACGCCAUACACAAACACCAUGACAGCACCUCGACGCAGAUGUCUGAGUCCACAGACUCGUCACCGACGACGACUUUCUCGACGACAGACUCUUCUCCCCUCUCAGAUCCGUCGCCCUCCUCGUCGCCUGACUCACCUGUUAAUCUGAUCCCGCUAAACAACUAUCCCUCGGCUAUGUUUGGGUGCCGAUCCGGCCAGGGACCGAUGCUUAGUAUUCCGGAGAGCGGAACACUCGAGCGGCCGAUGACGUCCCCAGCGCCGCGUCGGCCGCGCAAUAUGAAGGGCUUGUCAAUACAGCCCCCAGCGGCCGUAACGACGACGACCCCCAAGUCCUUCGCCACGGAGCCAUCCUCCCCGUCAUUCAUCAAGCCGACUAUCCCCGCCAUGAAACGGAAGCCCAGCCAACUCAGUCUCAAGACUGGCACUUCUGAUCUGUUGGUCAAGGCGUCACUGGAGGUGCCGGCAUCUCCAGGAAUGCCACCAAUCCUGCAGCGCCGUGCUUUGAAGCACUCGACGUCGUCUCCUCACAUGCUCACUGGUCUCAAGUCCUCGACAUUCGGCCCUCCGGGCGGCAUGACAUUCCCCAGAGUGCUGGAGCGCAAUCAAUCCGGACUCUCCGAGGUUUUGCGACCCAUGAAGACGAGCAUGAACAUGGAGUUUGAAACGAGUAUUACCGAAGAGGACUCACCCAUUAAGACGCAGCUCGCCAAGCGCACCGAGUUCGAGCCGUACCACGAGAGCCUCAACAAUGAGGACCAGAAAUCACCAGGCUAUCCGGACGGCCCAAUCGCCAUAUACGGUGAUAACGUUUACCUGUACCUGGAACCGACAGCUGAGGAGGCUUCACAAUUUGACGUGGUAAUAAACGUGGCUCGAGAAGUCAAGAACCCUUUCGACGCACUCUCAAAACCCUUCUUUGGCCCCAGCUCUACUUUGGAUGGAACGCCUGCACCGCCAACAGCGCUGGACGAGAGUCCAGUUCCAGACACUGCCGCUACAACCGCCAGCUACGCGACGGCCUUUGAGUUCCCGUUGAGUGAAGACAAGCCGAUGGAGACACCCACGACACCAAAGGCGAAUCCGCUGAAGGAACCCGAGUAUAUUCAUGUUCCUUGGGACCACAACACUGACAUCGCCCCGGAUCUGAUGCGCCUCUGCGAAACGAUAGACAAUCGCGUCAAGCAGAGCAAGAAGGUGCUCGUGCAUUGUCAACAGGGGGCGAGUCGCUCGGCCAGCUUGAUCAUAGCCUACGGCUUGUACCAAAAGCCCGAACUGACUGUCAACGAUGCCUAUUAUGCCGCGCAAGCGAAGAGUCGGUGGAUCAGCCCCAACAUGAAGCUCAUGUAUUCGCUGCAGGAUUUCCACAAGGAGCUCUCCAAGAAGCGCCUGCCUCCGACUUCUACGUACCGUCCACGGACUGGUCGGAGCCCGACAAAGCACAGGCUGACGCUUUCUGCCGACGCAAUUGACAUGACGCCGAAGGAGCCUCAGAGCGCGCCCCUCCCCGGGGAUGAUGGCAAAUCUGGCGACACGGACUCUGGGCCAAGCCCGACACGCCCCAGGGGCAGUUCGACACCGGGAGUUCCGACCGUGUCGCCUGGUCCUGCGUCUGCACCCUUGACUUUCUCAUGGAGGGAGCAGGUGGAGGAAAAGCCGCCUCCGAUACCCAAGCUCGUCGCCGAACGGCCUGCUGGACGACGCAGGCUUGAUUGCGACAGACCGGAGUCUAAUACCCCGGCUGCGGACGGGUCGUGGACCUUCCCAAGCAGCGUCUCAGCGGAUGCUUGGUCGCUGUCGUUAGAAUUGCCACCGCCUUGCCCCAAAGGCACUGCGACGAAUGACGCUACACUUGUGGAGCAGACAGUGACGAUACGACCGUCCGUUCCUGACGAAGAUGCUCUUAUGUCCCCACGAGCCGAAACCAUGACCGAAAAUCCUUUUCAUGGUGGGAGCCAAAUGGCUGGCUUGCGCUUUGCUGAGGCGCCGCCGACGCCGACUGGAGGGCUCUUCUCCCCUCGGCAGUCUAUUUUUGCGCGGGAUCCGUUUUCCUUCUUCGGAAGGAUUGCAUCGUUUGGCCGUCCGCCUCAGGUAGCCGACCCUCGGAGCCCGCCCACCAAGGGGGAGACGCCGAUAGUUCGCUCCAUCGACGACGUGCUAUGACAGCUUGACGACGAUGUGCCGGCAUCUCAUAUACUAUUUUCUACGACGACGAUCUAAUUUGGAGGGGCACCUUUUGCGGAUCUCGAUGAUACCCUCACUUUGGAAACUUAGCCAUGUGCAGUGGUCAGGGGCAUGGGUUGCACGAGCGCCGGCGAGCGCGACUGUGACGCCUCGUGGGCUGUGACGCAUAGCAUUGCAGGCGUUCUUGUUUGUGUAUAUACCGAAGCCACUGGAGUCGUGCGGCGCCGCGCUCCCAUCUUUUGAGACACUCGCUAAUCUCUGUCGAUACUUGCCGUCGUGCUCGGCACAGAGGAGCCCAAGCUUAGGGCAGUGAGCAUGGGUUAGAGGCUCGCGAUCCCGGCUACAUACAUUUGGUGUUUGUUCCACCGCAUUAAGCAUCAUUACGUCGCCCGUCGAUUGGCAACUGUGGCGAUCUCACGAUGAUUAACCCCUGGGUGGUACAUGCCGGGGUUUCAUUGACGCACUGGGUAGCCACGGGGGGGGGGGGGGGGGAACAUGGUCUCGGAUGGAUUGAUCCAAAUGAAAUACGGUCACCGGCAUUGCCGCUCGCUAUCCGCGUACCCAACAAGGGACGCGGCGAUCGGAGAGUGACGGAGCAUGAAUACGAGGCAAAGCGACUGAAGCGUAUGGCGCAUCUUGGGAAAAUACACACAACCAAUUAUCUUGGUGACCCU
Molecule: messenger RNA, 3980 nt
Organism: Purpureocillium takamizusanense
Lineage: Eukaryota; Fungi; Ascomycota; Sordariomycetes; Hypocreales; Ophiocordycipitaceae
Gene: CPP1
Product: Protein-tyrosine-phosphatase
Exons: 1
Coding region: 925-3285 (786 amino acids)
Biological process (GO): negative regulation of MAPK cascade; protein dephosphorylation
Cellular component (GO): nucleus; cytoplasm; cytosol
Molecular function (GO): MAP kinase tyrosine/serine/threonine phosphatase activity; protein tyrosine/threonine phosphatase activity
Source: RefSeq, a predicted model, not a curated record